AUGCAGCUCGCAUCGUCCGGGACGCGCGCCUUGAUAGGCUGCCAAACGUUCCGCUUCACACCCACCGGCGGCGGUCUCGCACGGAUCGCUCGUUCGAUACACAUCCCGUCCACACCUGCGCAGACGCGGACAACCGCACAGACGCUCUUCAGACAUGCUCGAACGCUCCUGUCGCGGUUCGCGACGCACCUCACCACUCCCGGCAUAGGCUCGACUGCACACGCUGCACGUACGUUGUAUUCCGGGCCGGCGCACACUCGCACGAUCCAGCAAGGUCUGUCCUUGCCCGUUAGAUAUGCCCUCGCCCAUCCGUUCCGUGCCCCGCACCUCCCGCGUGCUCCCGCUGUUCCGCGUAACACGACGCAGGUCGGCUUGGGCCUCGCGCGCAACUUCUCGACUGCGCGUCCCGUGUUCCAGAGCCUGGCCGACAAUGUGCCGGUGAGCGGCCGCGCCUUCUGGGAGGCCGACUGGGACAUGAAGAUGCAUGACGAGCGGGAGAAAUUGCGGAUGAAGAAAUACAAGAAGGCGCAGGAGAAGAAGGCUAGGAAGGCUAGGAAGGAGAUGCGGCAGACGCGUGUCGUCCCAGCGGAGAAGCCCGUUGAGCAGGUGGCCGCUGCCGAGGAGGACAAGUCUAAGGACGACCUGGAGCACUACUUCCCGGCGCCUACUACCCCCGAUGUGACGACGCACCUCCUCAUCCCCCUCGCACCCACUCCGACCGCACGCAUGCCUUUGUCGCCUUCGCCGUACCCUUCAACCACUUCCGCACAUCCGUUACUCCCGCUCCCAAUAAUCGCCGGACUGCACAAUUCGCAUAACACGCACGCCUUACGUGUGUCCUCGCUCUUCGCGCGACUUGAUGCAGCCAAAGUCUUCACUUCCUCUGAUGUCUGCUGCACUGCGCGGGGCGAUCCUCGUGGUUUGUGCACGCUACUCGAAGUGCGAUUCGUAGGCUGGGACGCCGCGCGUGUUCGAGGUGUGCUCGGCGAGGCCGGCAGCGGAUGGUGCGUAUUGGAGGAGGUGCGGAGCGGUGAGGAGCAUGCCGAGUCCGCGAGCAUGGACGCGAUCUUGGAGGAAAUGAGUGUGGGGAGCGAGAGCGACGCCGGCGCAGAGGCAGAAGUGGAGAAUAGCGCACAGCCGGAGGUAUGGCACCAGAGCGUGGGCGGGAUCGACCCCGCGCACUCGUUCGUCCUCCCUACACUCGAUUUCUCCGCGUCGUUCCCUGUCGCGUCGGAUACGUGGUCCGCCUCUCCGCCGUUGCCGGACGUCCUGUCGCUCUCGUCCGGGUUGUCAUCGCCAUUGGCGGAUCUGGAGUUCCACAAUGCAUGGUCGUCUGCGACGCUGGGCCGCACGCCAUUACCGCCGUCGUCAAGUGCCAUCAAUUCGGGUAUCCCCUUCGAGACUCUUCACGGUGAUUUCAGUGAUACGAACUCGGAUACGAGCUGGAUUGACCCACAGUUGUCUCCGGCUGGGUCUGACUCGCAGAGCUGGUGUGGAGUAGGAUUCAGCUCCAAUUUUUCAGACAAGAUACAGUCAGAGGCUGAAGUGUUUUGA
Messenger RNA from Sparassis crispa, 1554 nucleotides. RefSeq lists its product as hypothetical. The transcript has a single exon. Lineage: Eukaryota; Fungi; Basidiomycota; Agaricomycetes; Polyporales; Sparassidaceae. The record is from RefSeq and is a predicted model, not a curated record. The coding region runs from base 1 to 1554 and encodes 517 amino acids.